Messenger RNA from Emiliania huxleyi CCMP1516, 780 nucleotides. RefSeq lists its product as hypothetical. The coding region runs from base 49 to 648 and encodes 199 amino acids. NCBI's taxonomy places the organism in Eukaryota, Haptophyta, Isochrysidales, Noelaerhabdaceae. The transcript has a single exon. The record is from RefSeq and is a predicted model, not a curated record.
GGUGGCCGUCGCCCCAUCGCCAUCAAGCGCUCGCCGUGCGGCGAGGCCAUGUGGUUCAGCAACGAGGCCGGACACAGCGUCGCGCGGGUCGACACGGCAAUGGUCGAGCGCAUCGUGAGCCGACAGGGGACGCAGCCGACAGGGGACGCAGCGGUGGCGAUUCACUCCGAGGCGGUGGCGUCACUGGCCGCGGAGCAGGGCGUCUUUGAGGGUCCCGACAAACUGCACGACGCGGUGCUGGAGUACGCGGUUCCGAUGAUGAGCGCCGAGAUGAAGCUGGCGGGCCUCGCCUUCGACAAGGAGGGCAACCUGUGGACCCAGAGCUACCACGGCAACAUGAAGCUCGCGGCGUACAGCAUGGUCGACAAGGAGGCGGCGGACCCCGACUACAUUGUCAAGAUCGACAGCCUGAUCCUUCAGCAGGCUUGUGACCAGGUUGCGAGGAGGAUGGAGGGAACGACGCGCGACAAGGCGGGCAAGAUGUCUGGCAUCCCCGUCCAGCAGUUUGAGCUCCCUACGACGGCGACCACUCUCCACCGUAUCGUCGCCGGCCCGCCUUGCGAGCAGUCGGACAGCGAAACCUCGAUGUGGUUCACGGAGCUCUUCGCCGACCGCGUCGGCACCGUCCGGCUCUGCCGCGAGGCGUAGAGGUUCAUGUGGCGGGGCGGCGUAGAUAGACCCCGUAGGACGGGGUCUUGGGGCGGGUGCGCGAGAGCGGAGAAAGGAGUGCUGUGCAGUAGAGCUGUUGCGCCCAUGUACGCACACAAUUGUGGACGGAAG